Molecule: messenger RNA, 2685 nt
Organism: Onychostoma macrolepis
Lineage: Eukaryota; Metazoa; Chordata; Actinopteri; Cypriniformes; Cyprinidae
Gene: fam110c
Product: family with sequence similarity 110 member C
Exons: 1
Coding region: 126-1088 (320 amino acids)
Source: RefSeq, a predicted model, not a curated record
GUGUGAACAGGUAAAGGUGUGCGUCAGUGCGUUCUCAUCUACUAUCUACUCAUUAUCGGAUCCCUCAAAACAUUUUGCAACACACACAGCUGUUGUGGACUUAACGCGAAAUACUAGACUGCAUAAUGCUGAAGAAAACGCAAGGCUCGGCCGACGUGGACGCGUCGCGCAUUCUUGUGAAGGGGCCCGAGUUUUUGAGGAGACAGAUGGAGCGAGAAAGUGAGGCGAAUAAGGGACGCGUCAGUGCGGUGGAGAGGUUGGCAGCCACUAAACCUCAAUAUGUAAAAAGCCAACAAGUGGUCGGUUCCACUCAGGAACCGGUUAUCAGCAUCGGGUCUCUUUCCGUGAGCAGCCAAGGCUCUUCAAACGGGCACGGUUCUGUUAAUAACACCGCUAAUGUUGAUGUUGAGGAUACACAGUCGCCUGAAGAAGAUAGUAAUGUGGUGAGACGGAGCAGCUCGAAGAAACGAGACUCGAUUUUAUUAUACAGACAAAAGUGUGAACUCUUAAGAGGAUCGCCUGGAGGGAGUAGGAGAUGGAUUAAAAAGUCGCUAUUCGCUAUUAAAGACAAGACAAACGCGAUUUCUGAGGCGCGCGGUGGUGAAUGCGCCACAUGGAAAGCCACUCGGGUAACUUUACCCAUCUCAGACGGGCACUCGGGUGAGACAAACAGUGAGCCGAAAGGACCUCCUCACAGGAGAGUCGCUGAAACCCAGGAGCAGGAGCGCAGGAGCCGCAGAGGGGUGGCGCGCUCCAGCUCUGACAUCAGCUCGCGCUACUCCAAAAACUUCGCGGACUUCGACGCGUUCUUCAAAUACUGCGGACUCGAGGGUGACGUCAUCGAGUCCCUGGGCAGAGAGAACUUCUCCGCGCGCUCAGACGACCUCAGCUCCAAAAUCCGGAGCAUCAGUGCCUCGACUUCAGACGACGGGCUCUCGGGGAGCAGCGACGGCCUGCAGGAGGAGGAACUGCAGGAGACCGUGCGUCAGGGGUCGUCGGUGGUCGAGCGCAACGCUCGGAUCAUCAAGUGGCUUUACAGUUGCAGAAAUGCAGCGGAGUCGGGAAAGACUCUUCGAGAUCUGGAUUAAUUUGGGUCAUAUUAAAAGUGCUGGUUUUGCCGGUUUUGCCAGUAUCACGCAUAAUAUGACCUCGGUGCUUUAUAUGAGACAGCACACAAUGUCUGUUAAAGAUCUACAAACAUCUGACAGACAUCUGUAAGAUGUCAGUUUUACAUACAUUGUAAAUCAUAAACAUCUUAAAGACAUCUAAUAAACGUCUAUUUGGCAUCUGAUAGACAUCAUAUUGCAGAUGAGCAAGCACUCUAAAAAAUAUAUCUUGCAGAUGUCAAGUAGUCUCUGUGAUGUUAGUGUGCUGUGAUCCCGUGACUCUGUGCACAUCUUGGUAUUUAGCCAAUCAGAGACAUCUCUGCCUGACUGAGUUGGCGGACAUGUUAAUUUCCUUCAAAUUCAUCUUACUGGCUAAUUCACCAAUUUCUUAUGAGGUUUUAGAAUGGUGGUUUAAGAUUUGUGUGUAUGUCUGUGGUUAAUAUUUUGCUGUACAACAUAAAUUACAUACAUUUAUACACUGUAAAAAAAAAAAAGUUGAGCCAACUUAAAAUUUUAUGGCAACAAACUUCAGCAGAUUUUUUAGUUUUCUCAACUUGUUUUAAGUUUAUACAACAAAAAAUUGAGAAUCUCCCACAAAAACAAGUUGAGCAAACUCAAAAAUCUGCUGAAGCUGGUAAAAAAUGUUUUUUUAAGUUCGCUCAACUUUUUUUUUUUUUUACAGUGUACCUCACACCUGAAAGCAUCUGUAACAAAUUGCUUUUUAGGGACAACAACAGUUUCGUCAAGCACAUACACGUCCUUGUGGUAGUUUUAGUCUUUAUUUAGCAGCUUGUUAGUGUGUAAUUUAUGUUGACAUUAAUAUUUCUUCAGGGAAUGCUAAGUACAGACCGUAUUUUACUCCUGAAUCCAAAACCGCCAUUCUAAAAACCCAUAGGAAAUUCCAAAGAGAACACAUGGUUGAAAAAUGACUAAUUAUCUUGCUGGUUUUAGGACCUCAAACUGCUGUAUUGGUUUAGCUGUUUUGGUUAAGCCUUUUGUACAUGCCAGUACUUGAUCCUGGUUACAUAUUCCACUAUAUCUACCUAGAUAUCAUGUUACUUGAUUUUGUAAUAUAUUAAAAGUUAGAUUUUUUUGGGAAAAGAAUUUCUAUUGCAUUUUAUUUUGGUAGUGUUAUGUGAAAACCACCUAUGGAUACAGUAUAGUUUACAGAGACAAAUGACGUUCAAGCCAAACAGGCCAUCAAGACUGCCAGCUAUGGAAUGCAGAGGUAGCACCUGGCCCUGAGAUAUGGAAAGAUAUGGCUUCAAACAAGCACUUCUGUCCAUUGUUGUGCAACAGCGGAAGCGGUGAACAAAAAGCAAGUACAUUCACACCCAAUGUGGGUGUAUUUAAUUUGUGCCACUGUCACUUUAGUUCAAAGAUUAGGUGUUUGUUUAUUCAGACUGACUGCUGACUGUCUAGUCAUAUCUUCCCUGACUCAAUAUGCCUUGCAAAUAUGAAAUGGUAUUUUAAGUAACUUGAUAAAGUGUGUGCAUUGUUGAGUCAAACAACCUGAUAUGCUAUGCAAAAAUGUUAUAUGAUCAUAUGUAUCAGUCAAUAAAAUGUUUUCUUACCUUUC